Molecule: messenger RNA, 684 nt
Organism: Fusarium vanettenii 77-13-4
Lineage: Eukaryota; Fungi; Ascomycota; Sordariomycetes; Hypocreales; Nectriaceae
Exons: 1
Coding region: 1-684 (227 amino acids)
Source: RefSeq, a predicted model, not a curated record
AUGGAGCCUCCCGCCGAUAUCGAGGCCCUGUCCCAGAGUGUGGCGGCCCUGAACAAUGAGCUCAAGUCCGUUCGUCGACGCAUCGCAGAGCUAGAGCGUCGACAGGAGCCCAUCCCAAGUGUUCAGCGCCUCCAGCCAUCCCCAGUACCCAUUGAACAGCUGACCCAGCAGGCUACUCCUGGAAUGGCGAUUCAAGAAUCGGAAAGAGUCGCCUCCACAGGCGAUGCCUGCGCGCUGGAAUGCUCCAACUGCGGCAUGCAUGGCCACAACAAGGUCCACUGCCUCUUGGUUCCAGAGGGGAGACUGGCAGGGUGCAUCUUUUGCAACACGGCCCACAAUGUCGAUGAGUGUUCUACGUUCCAAAACAUGUCUCUGGGGGAGCAAGUCUCCGUACUUGUCCACCAGCGCUCACGCCUACCGCCACUUGAAACCCGGGUACCCUGGGUCGACUGGCUUCGAAACUGGCUUUCAAGUGAGGAGUCUCGCGAUGCUCAUGGCAAUACCGCAAUGCCAAGCGGCUACCCAUGGAGUGAAGACUUCACCAAGGACCUCGCAUUGGGUUACAUUGCUGAGGAUGCCGUCGCGCUCCAGCCAGUGUUCGACGAAAGCCGGGAUCACAACCGGCUGCCUAUAGACCCGGCGACUGCGGAUUUUGGUGCUGUAUUUGCGCCUCGGGCUGGUUAG